ACGAAAAUGUUUGUUAUGUAAAAUUAGCUUUGGCUGCUCAGCUACUCAUACUCAGUACCAUAUAUAAUAAAUUAUGUUUGUGUAAUGGCAAAUUAUGCGCGACUCUUAUCAGGCUUGCAGUGUGAAACCACCAUGUUUUUAUUAUACUUUGCUUAGCAAAACGACCAUAUAUAUUAAAUAUUAGUAACACAAUCCACCACAAAUACUUCCUGUGCUCUUAGUGAUGCGUUCAACUUCUGACAGUAACGCGCCAUUUUUGAAGCCUUCAGUAGCGUAGUGGUUAACUCUCCACAGCUCCUCUCUCUGUGAUUCACUUCCUGAUAGUUACUGGGAGGUUUAUUUUAUUCAGUAACUGAAAAUGGUGGGUGAUAGGAGCAAUAAGAACCGGGUGGCCCCUAGCCUUGUGCUGUUUUAUAACCGACAACCUAGCCCGGUGGCGACCUGCUUCGUUAUAGCAAUAAUACUGUCUAAGGCUGUGCUCGGGUUUGGGGCCCAGACAGGCGGCUACAGCGACACUGUAAAGACUGUCAGCUCCAGUAACUGGACGGCGGUCUUGGAGGGGGAGUGGAUGAUAAAAUUCUAUGCCCCUUGGUGUCCAGCUUGUCAGCAAAUCAAGUCUGAGUGGAAAAACUUUGGAAAACAAAGUUCUGCUCUCAAUAUUAAUGUUGGAAAAGUAGAUGUCACUGAAGAACCAGGAUUAAGUGGACGGUUCUUCGUUACAACACUUCCAACAAUUUACCAUGCCAAGGAUGGGGUUUUUCGAAAAUAUCAUGGCUCGCGAGUGGUGGAUGACCUACAGACUUUCAUUGUUGAAAAGAAAUGGGAAAUUAUUGAGCCAAUCGCUGGAUGGAAAUCCCCCUCCUCCAUUUUGAUGUCUGGAAUGGCAGGUCUCUUUCAUCUGUCUGGGUGGAUCCGGCAAAUGCACACCUACUUAAUUGUCACUCUUGGAAUUCCUGCCUGGGGAUCUUACAUCAUCUUUAUUCUAGCCACUUUGUUGAUUGGUCUUGUCCUUGGUUUGAUAUUAGUAUUGUUGGCAGACUGUUUCUGUCCAUCUAAAGUGAGAUAUGAAGUGAUAAGAGCUGAGGACCAUGAGAAAAACAUGGUUUUAAAUGAAGAUCCUAUAGUGUCUUCUGACGAGAAGAAAGAUCUUUCUGAUGAUGAUGAAGGAAAUAAUGGUACUAACGAGUCCGAGGAGGAUUCAGCUGAAAAUUCUGCAGUGGAAUAUUCUUCCGAUGUUGAGGAAGAAGAGGAAGCAGACCAAGAGGAAAUAGACAAUCUUCAGAAAGACCAAGACUACAAUCAUGAGAAUGAAGGGAACCUCUCCCAAGAGGAACAGGGAACCACUCCUGAAUCAGAAAGUGUAUUGAGACAACGAAGAACUGAAGGAACUUCGGAUUAACAAAGAGUUGUCUUUCUUACCUGUGUUCAUCUUAAAGGACCAAAGAUAUAUGUGCCCAAAUUAUUUUUCUAAAUGUAAAUUCCAAAAUACCUAAUAUAAGUAAACGAUGAUGAAAGUAAUUAAUUUGGGACAUAGAAGAGCAGCAUUUUAUUACACAACACCAUUUCAUAGUUCUACAGAUAAUUAAAGCGUAUAGUAAAUUUCAAGCACAAAACCAUUUCCUUCCUGUAAAAAAUAUAUAUAUAAUAAUGUUUUAUUUUCAUAAACUUUAGAAGCUUGUUUAUGUAGUUUUUAUAUUAAUGUUCUAAAAUAUGUUUGGGUCCUGUAAUUUAUCAUUUGUGAUAGGUUAAUAUGUAAUUUACAUUACUAUUCAUCAAUUAUUGGAAUCAGGUUUUUAUAUAGUUGGAAAGAAAACCAUUUAGUAACUGAGUGUAUUUAAAGCAUCAAUGAAGGUCAUGCCCGGAAAAUGGAAGGAACUUAUUUGCUUUUUUUUUAUGUAUGUAAAUACAUCUGUUCUGAUAAGCCAUUUAUUCUGUGAAACCAGACAUUUGAUAACAUUUGUUUUGUAUGGUUGUUUACAUUUUUUUAUUUUCAUUAUAUAUCUAACCAUGCUUGCACUUUUUAAUACAGUAUUAAUCUGGCUUUUGUGUAAUAUCUUAAAUAUUCUUGUCUGGAUUACAUUAAUCUUCUCCGGCAGAGUUUUUUUUAAUUUAUCUGUCGGUCUAGAUAAAUAGAGUGUAGAGUUUGGUUUAUUUAUACAGCAACAUUUUCUUGCUGGCUGAUGAUUUAUUCAGCAUCAUUUUGUUUGAAAGUUAAAGAUUUAGUUAUUUAGAUUUAGAUUAGAAGUAGGGUCUAUUUACAUAUUAUUUUUUUGCUGAUAUCUUAAAUUGCUAUAGUGGUUUUUCUACUAGUGGGGUAUGAAAAUGAAAACUUUAAAAGCUUACAAACCAUAGUGCUAUGAGCAUUUUUCUGUUCUGGGUUAGCCAUUUUAACAAGCCCAACACAAGCCUAGAUUACAAGUAGAGCACAACUGUUAUCACUUGGUGCAUUAUUUUGCCCUUGUCUUCACACAAUCAAUAUUGGUCAAUAGAGUAUUACAUGUUGUUAGUUAAUCACAAAAAGACAUUUCAGUCCCACUUCAGGAGCCUAUUGAUAGUCCUUUCUUCAUGCACCAAGGUCAACUCUUCUUACAAUCACAAAGUUCAUCCACUGAAAGAAAUACAAAAGAAGGCUCUCCAAUGGCACAAUAUCUUUGAUACUACCAGAACACUGAUCCCAUCUCCACACACAAAGGAUGGAUACUCACAAAUGAGAAGCACUAUAUCAGCGCAGUCUGGGGGAAUUUGGAGCUUCCCAGCUAACUCAUCUCCGGUACUUGUCACUGUGAUAUUUCUGGCUUAUAUGUAGCCAAAAGGAAUUAUCCGAAACAGCACACAAAAAACCUUUUUGGCAAAUUCACAAAAUGUUAUUAAAAACAUAUUAAAUACUGCAACGCGUUUCCCAGGACAAAUGGUAUUGCUUCCUCAUGCUAGUUGAGCUAGCUGGGGAUCUCCUAAUUCACCCAGACUGAGCUGUUUGCACCGAUAUAGUGCACCUAAUUUGUGAGUGCCCAUCCUUUGUGUGUGGUUUCUUUUUUUGUAUUUCUUUUAGUGGAUGUUGUUAGAAUUUUUAAAGUGAAGCAUUUUAACUCGCCCAAGAGAGAUAGAUUAUAUAUAUAUAUAUAUAUAUAUAUAUAUAUAUAUAUAUAUAUAUAAUUUCCCAAGGGAGAUAAGCACAGUCUUACAGAGUUGUCACAGCUGACAGGGUGCAUUUUCGGUGUUAUAUUAACACCUUUGUCCAAUGUCAAAUCACAGAACAAAACAUGUCCCCAUUUGACAAAGGUGUUAAUAUAACACCGAAACGUUAUGUCUUUAUGAUACGUGCUUGAAUUGGAAUUAAAAUUGGAUAUUGUGUUCAAGUCCAGUGAGGGCCUUUUUUCUAUGAUGGAAAUUAUAUAUAUAUAUAUAUAUAUAUAUAUAUAUAUAUAUAUAUAUAUAUAUAAACCUAUACUUUUAAAGGAUAGUGCAAAACAGUACUAGCUCGCUCAUCGCCAGAUACGUUUAUACUUGUGCGCUAUUCUAGUAUUAAAGGGAUAUGAUUUCAUGAUUCAAAUAGAGUAUACAGUUUUAAACUACUUUCUAAUUUACUUCUAUUAUCAUUUUUUCUUUGUACUCUUAACAUCUUUUGUUUGAAAAGCAGACAUAUCCUAAGUAACCUGCACAUUUCUGGAGCAGUAAAUGGCAGCAACUUUGCAAGAAUGUUAUCCAUUUGCAAGAGCUCUAUUUCCUGCCAUAUAGUGCUCUAGACACCCACUAUCUCUUCAAUAAAGAAUAUCAUCAGAACAAAGCAAGUUUGAUAGAAGUAAAUAGGAAACUUUUUUUUUUUUUUAAAUUGUAUGCUCUGAAUCACAAAAUAAUUCUUUGGGGUUUCAUAUCCCUUUAAUAGCCACAUUCUAUUGGCAAUUCAUAUACACCUUAAAAUGUUACAGAAACACCACUCAGCGUUGCACAUUCAAUUUAGCCAACAUAAAUAAUGAACAGAAAUCGGUUACUUAAGAGAAAUUAAGCAUUCCGUGCUAUAUCACACGAGUACUGUGUCGCUAAAGUGAUAAAUAUUAAUCAUCCAUUAGUACCACAAAGCAAAAAUGUACAAUACAUUGUGUGCCAGCAGUGUUUCAGCUCCAUACCACUUGCAUUUGUAUGCUUCACUUGUAAUCUAGGCUACAGUCAGCAAGUAACAGAUCUAGUAAAAUGUAUUGUUAAAAAAAAGAUUUACACCCAUGGGGCUGCAAAGCUUCAAUGUUUGAUUAUUAUAUUAUACUACUCAAAAUGUUGUACGUUUUCUUCUUUUUAAAUUGUGCUUGUGUUGCUGAAAGACAUUUUAAAAUGUAAUAUAUUUUAAAAUAUAAUCAUUUUAUCACCA
Molecule: messenger RNA, 4360 nt
Organism: Bombina bombina (fire-bellied toad)
Lineage: Eukaryota; Metazoa; Chordata; Amphibia; Anura; Bombinatoridae
Gene: TMX4
Product: thioredoxin related transmembrane protein 4
Exons: 8
Coding region: 359-1399 (346 amino acids)
Source: RefSeq, a predicted model, not a curated record